Messenger RNA from Aspergillus thermomutatus, 3741 nucleotides. RefSeq lists its product as uncharacterized. The record is from RefSeq and is a predicted model, not a curated record. Gene Ontology annotation, molecular function: flavin adenine dinucleotide binding; heme binding; oxidoreductase activity, acting on CH-OH group of donors. The transcript is spliced from 6 exons. Lineage: Eukaryota; Fungi; Ascomycota; Eurotiomycetes; Eurotiales; Aspergillaceae. The coding region runs from base 1 to 3741 and encodes 1246 amino acids.
AUGUCAGCAGUCGCAGAUGAAAUCACGGCCAAGCCCUACGACUACGUAAUCGUCGGUGGCGGCACCGCCGGCCUCACGCUGGCAGCACGGCUCUCCGAGAAUCCCAGCGUGACAGUAGCUGUCCUUGAAGCUGGCGAAGCGCAUCUGAAUGAUCCUCGGGUCAUGACUCCCGGCCUGGCUGUCUCGUUGUAUGAUGAUCCGGAGUAUGACUGGGGCUUUAAAACCGUUCCACAGAAACACUCCCUCGACCACGUCUUCGCAUGGCCCCGCGGCAGAGGUCUAGGCGGCUGCAGCAUGCUCAACUUCGGGGUCAUGACCUAUCCGUCGAAACGGGAGAUCGACAGUUGGGGCGCCCUGGGCAACCCGGGCUGGUCCUGGGACGAGCUGUUCCAUUACUUCCUCAAGUCGGAGACGUACCAUCCCCCGGCCGAGGGCACGACAGCCGCAUUGAACAGCGCGUACGUGGAACGGGAUGCGCAUGGGCACGACGGUCCCAUCCAGAUGUGCUUCACCCAGGUCUCGGGCCCAUUCAACGAAGUGUGGAAGCCGACGAUGGAGAAUUUGGGGUGCAAACUCAGCGGGGAUCCCAAGAAGGGAAUUGCCAUGGGUGCAUAUACGCACCUGCAUUCUGUCGAUCCGACAUCGCGCACGAGAAGUUAUGCGGUCACCGCAUAUUAUCUGCCCAAUGCGCACCGGAAGAAUCUCUCCGUUUUGACGGGGGCCAUCAGCACGAGGAUCAUUUUUGAGAAGGAUGGUGUCAAGGAAACCGACCUGAAGGCCGUCGGUGUCGAAUUCACACACAAUGGCACAUCACAUGUUGUUUCCGCAAACCACGAAGUGCUCCUCUGCGGAGGCACUCUGGGAUCUCCCCAGCUUCUCGAACUCUCCGGGAUCGGGUCUCGUUCCGUCCUCGAGUCGAUCGGAGUCGAGGUCCUCGUUGAAAACGACAAUGUCGGCGAGAACCUUCAGGACCAUAUCGGCGCCGCGCAUAUGUUCGAGGUCGAAGACCCAGUCCUCCUGGGUCCCGACCUGCGCGACCCGUCUCAUUUCCAAGCGGCGAUGGAAGAAUAUAAAAGAUCCCGCACUGGUCCACUGUCCGUGGGGGGCAUCUCCAACCUCGCCUAUCUCAGCUGUGCCGAUUACCUACCCGCCGACGAGAGGAACGGGCUUCAAACCCGAAUCGAGCGCGCUCUGGAGCAAACACCUCCCCAAAAACCGGGUCUCGAGAAACAAUACCAAACCCUUACGGACCUGCUCCUCAAUCCCGAAGAAGCAGGAGCUCAGAUUCGCAUCGUCCCGGCGCAGGUCGACUUCAGCGAGACCGCUUACCCCGUGCAGAACAUGUCGAGUACCUUCAUGGGAAGACACCCGGGAGCCUACAUUACCUUGCUGAGUUCUAUCACACGGCCCUUCUCGCGGGGUUCGAUCCACGCAUCCUCCAAAGACCCCACCGCUGCUCCGACAAUCGACCCAAAUGUGCUGUCUCACCCGCUGGACAUCGAGCUGUUGUCGAAGCACGUCACAUUCAUGGAGAAGGUGGGUCAAACGGAGCCGCUCGCCUCGCUGCUGAAGGAUAAGGGGAGAGUAUACUACCCGGGACUAGAGGAUAAGCCAGCCGAAUACCGCGCCAAACGGUACAAUUCGCUCGAGUGGCACCCCUGCGCAACAUGCAGCAUGCUCCCGCGCGAGCAGGGUGGGGUUGUGGAUCCGAAUCUGCGUGUAUACGGCACGAAGAAUGUGCGUGUCGUCGAUGCGAGUAUCUUUCCGCUGAUUCCACGCGGGAAUCCGCAGUCUCUGGUAUAUGCGGUUGCGGAGAAGGCGGCGGAUAUGAUUAAAGGGAACAUUAAAAUCGAGACCAUGGAGGUGGUGACAAUAAUCUGUUGGUCGGUGCUCCUCGCCAUCGCAUCGAGAUACACGAUCUGGUACAUUUUGACAUUCCGAAAAGCACUGCGCAUCGAAGGUUCGACUCCUCUGCCAAGUGUCCGGAUCUACACCCCUCGUUAUUCGCCCUUACUUUAUGUGAUCUCGCCUUACAUCGCACCGCUGUUCAAAUACCUGCCCUUCGGCUGGGGGAAAUGGAUGCGAUAUGCCGUUCGUGAUGGGACAUGGCAGCACAAGGGGACACUGCCGCGCAAGGAACUCGGAUCGGACGUGUACUGGCUGCUGGGACCUGGCGGUCCUCAACUAUGGGUUGCCGAUGCCGAUCUGAUCAGCGAGAUCACGCACCGAUGGAAAGACUUUCCGAAGCCUGUCAUGUACUACACGCAACUGCUUCUCUUUGGCGAGAACGUGCUCACGGCCGAAGGCCUGCUGUGGCAGUUCCAUCGGAAGAUUACAGUUCGGUCCUUCAAUCCAAAGAACAACAGCCUUGUUUUCACCGAAUCUCAAGAGCAGGCCAAAGCGAUGGUCCUUUCCUGGUCCAAGGAGAGCAGGGAAAAGCGAGAGUCAGCCUCAUCCGCGAUAACCGUCGACGAUUUAGAGAACUCGGUCACAAAAUUGGCUCUGCAUAUCAUUUCCGCUGCAGGAUUUGGCCAUCAAAUGCAAUGGCAUGGUCAUGAUUCCAAUGCAGCAGAAACUUCGAUGACACGAAAAGUUACCUUCGCAGAGAGUCUGAAGACAUUUGUGGAUGAGAUCUGGUUUCUCAUGAUAUUUCCAGCGUGGUUUCUGAAGUUUUCACCCUCGGCUCAUCUGCGAAGAGUCCACAAAGCGCCUGACAUUUUUGCAAAACAUGUUCAACAGGCAAUUAACGAAACAAGAUCUGAGGAUAAUAUGCAGCAAGAAUACAAAAAUCAGCAGCUACAACACCAACAACAAAAAUCACCCCGGAAAAAUGAUCUGCUCAGCAAUAUGAUCAAUAGCGGUGAUAUCUCCCAUGGCUCUGACAAAGGCGGUCUUAACGACCAAGAAAUCACAGGAAAUGUCUUCAUAUUCACUCUUGCUGGCCAUGAGACCACUGCAACCACAAUACAAACGGCUCUGGUCCUGUUGGCAGUGCAUCCUGAGCUCCAGCAAGAGAUCCACGAGGAACUGGAUGUGAUUUACAGAGGAAAGUUGGAAGGCGAAGGACUCGUUUAUGAGUCAGAUUAUCCAAAGAUGAGACGUGUUAUGGCCUUGAUGCUGGAAACCCUCCGCUUAUUCCCGGCGAUAUCCGGUAUUCCCAAAUGGACCAGCAACAAACAUCAGAUUGCACACUACAAUGGCCAAACAUUCGAUAUCCCCCCGGAUACCAGUAUUGUGCUGGACGUUGUGGCCGUCCACCGCAAUCCUCGAUACUGGGGGGAAGAUGCAAAUGUUUUCCGCCCUUCACGUUGGCUCAUGGAUGAGACGUACAAGCCACCGACGAACUCGGCGAGCCACUCAACCCAUCACUCAAAUAUGUUAUGUCCCCAGAAGGGCGCUUUUAUCGUCUUCAGCGAUGGUCAUCGCGAUUGUCUGGGCAAAGGGUUUGCACAGGCGGAAUUCUGUGCGGUGAUUGCGACAUUACUGAAAGAUUACUCGAUCGAGUUGGUACCGCCCGAGGGGUCUACACCAUCCGAUGCCGUAUGGAGCACGAUGUGUCAAAAUGCAUGGAAGGCUCUGGACGAUAGAAGAAAUAUGACGAGCUUCAAAAUCCAGCAGACGCCUGCUUCUACACCUGGCGCUGAAUUCGCCCAGCCUCCGGUACCGCCCUCCAUCCCUAACACCCUUGAACGUGUGACGACUGCGUCACUGGUCUGCCUGAUACGCCGUGGUGUCACAUGA